Messenger RNA from Besnoitia besnoiti, 1875 nucleotides. RefSeq names its product transporter, major facilitator family protein. The coding region runs from base 1 to 1875 and encodes 624 amino acids. Gene Ontology annotation, molecular function: molybdate ion transmembrane transporter activity. NCBI's taxonomy places the organism in Eukaryota, Apicomplexa, Conoidasida, Eucoccidiorida, Sarcocystidae. The transcript has 3 exons. The record is from RefSeq and is a predicted model, not a curated record. Gene Ontology annotation, biological process: molybdate ion transport. Gene Ontology annotation, cellular component: membrane.
AUGACCGACCCGACAAGCUGCAUGCGGCUCUUUGCCCUCCCGGCCUCACUCGUGGCUGGCCUCGUCUCCUGGCUUCUUUGCUUUGCUUCAUCUGCCAACGCCCUCACUGUGUUGCCGCCAUGUGAGUCCCCUCCAUCAGGCGCACCUGCCCGGCCCUCGGGUCUCUCUUCAGCGCCCAGCCUCCUUCCCACCGCGACGCCUCCGGCGCGGUCGAGUUCGUCUCGCGCGCGGAUUGUCUGCGCGCCGCCGGAGGGGCUUGCGGACGCGCGCGCCGCGUAUCUGCGGCUUCGGCGGAGCUACGUCAUCGUUUACCUUCUGUCUCAAGCCUCGGAGUGGAUCCAGGGCCCUUACAUGUACGCGUUUUACGCGUCUGCAUGCGCGCUCCCUCUCCACCGCGUCGGCUUGCUGUUUCUGACUGAGUACGCGUCCGCCGGCGUGUUUGGGUGCCUCGCAGGCUGCUUGACUGACCUUCUCGGCCGGCGGCGCGCGUGCGUCGCCUACUGCCUCUUGUGCAUUCUGUCAAGCAGCUUGACGCGCUGCUUUCCCUCGUGCUUCGCGUCGCUGCUUCUCGGCAGGCUGGUCGGGGGAGUCGCCCUGAGCCUGCUAGAGACGGCCUUCGAGGCCUGGAUGGUCGCGGCGCACCGUCACUUCCGGUUUCCGGAUGCCUGGCUCGAGGAAACGCUCGGCACGUGCGCGUUCUUCAACGGAAUCCUCGCGAUCCUUGUCGGCCUUUUCACGUCUCUCGUCUCAAACUUCCUCGGCGCCGCGGCCAGCUUCGACUUCGCCGCUCUCUUCGCCCUUCUCUGCGCGGCGAGCGUCGUCAAGCUCCUUCCCUCCGUGCCCGAGGGGGGGGACCGCGAGGGCGAGGAAAGCCCGCGGAAGCCGGCGGCGCGGACUCGCCGGCGUAGCGACUGCGUGGGCAGAUCCGAAAUAGAAAGCGGGCGACCGGAGGUUUCUGAAGGCUAUCGGGAGACCGAGGAGAGAAGCAGCACAGAGCCCCGCGAGAGACUGCAAGAGCCGAAUCCUUCGUGGACAGGCGACGCGGCUCAGGGCGACGGGGGAGGCGGAGGAAGGAGACAAGAGAGGACGGGCGAAGAAACGCGAGAGAUCCGUGCGAAUGGAGAAGUCAAAGCGGCCUUUAGAGGCGAGAGAGACGAGAGGGAAAUCCGUCAGCGAAGCCCACACGACUCAGGGGAAGAGGCGUCCCAGGGACCUGCGAUGCAGGUGGUACACAGCCGUCCACGCGUGCGCCACAGGGGAAGACAGGAGAGACAUUUACUCCCUGAAGAAGCAGGUGCUCAAGAGACGUUUUCAGGCGAAAGAAGAUUCUCGCGCAGCAGACCGCCCGCUGCCGUGUGGCGCCUGUUGUGCAAACACCUGAAAACCGCCCUGGGGCAGCUUGCACAGAGUAGACCGGCGCAAGCCUGCGGAGCCAUUCAGAUCUUCUUCGAAGUUCCCAUGUACAUUUUCUUCGUCACGUGGACGCCCGCACUUGGCCCAAACAUCGAUCACGGCCUCGUCUUUGCGUGUUUCAUGGCAUGCGUCGUCCUGGGCAGCGAAAUCUUCCUCCACGUGGUGUGCGGCGUAUACUAUCCGGGCAUCGCGACAGUCCGCGCGAAGGUUUUACCGGACGACACGCGGGCGACACUCGUGAAUUUGUUUCGCCUGCCUCUGAACGCGGCGAUUAUUGUGCUGGGCGGAUGGGGGAUGACCGAAGUGAAUUUCGGCCCUCUCUUUGCGUCUUCUGCGGCCUUGACGGCUGUCUCUGCACUCCUCUGCGUGUAUCUGGCGCAGAUGGAGGAGGAACACGAUCAGAAGGAGCUGCACCCGAGUGCAGUUCGGACACGACAGGAGUUUCAUGCAGUCCUUGUAUAA